AGCGCGUUCCAGAGGCUCGGGCUGGAUCUCGCCUCGCUGAGCGCGGGGCCGAGCGGGCGGGGCGCGCGCGGGCCGAGCGGACUGGGCGCGCGCCGAGCGCAGGCGGCUCGCGAGGUCCGGCGGGGCGGCUUCCAGAGCCUCCACGGGCGGGCGGAGGAGCGGGUGCCGCGAUGGCCGAGGGCAGCGCCGUGUCCGACCCUCAGCAUGCCACGCGCCUGCUGCGCGCGCUGAGCUCGUUCCGGGAGGAGUCCCGCUUCUGCGACGCGCACCUGGUCCUCGACGGGGAGGAGAUCCCGGUGCAAAAGAACAUCCUGGCGGCCGCCAGCCCGUACAUCAGGACAAAGUUAAACUAUAAUCCUCCAAAAGAUGAUGGAUCAACCUAUAAGAUUGAACUUGAAGGGAUAUCGGUAAUGGUUAUGAGAGAGAUCCUGGAUUACAUCUUCAGUGGGCAGAUCCGGCUGAGCGAGGACACCAUCCAGGACGUGGUGCAGGCGGCGGACCUGCUGCUGCUGACGGACCUCAAGGCGCUGUGCUGCGAGUUCCUGGAGGGCUGCAUCGCCGCCGAGAACUGCAUCGGCAUCCGGGACUUCGCGCUCCACUACUGCCUGCCCCACGUGCGCUACCUGGCCACCGAGUACCUGGAGACCCACUUCCGAGACGUCAGCAGCACCGAGGAGUUCCUCGAGCUGAGUCCUCAGAAGCUGAAGGAGGUGAUUUCCCUCGAGAAGCUGAACGUCGGCAACGAGAGAUACGUGUUUGAAGCAGUCAUCCGGUGGAUAGCGCACGAUACAGAGCUAAGAAAGGUCCACAUGAAGGAUGUCAUGUCAGCACUGUGGGUUUCAGGGUUGGACUCGAGCUACUUACGGGAGCAGAUGCUCAAUGAGCCCUUGGUCCGCGAGAUCGUCAAGGAGUGCAGCAACAUCCCCCUCAGCCAACCGCAGCAGGGGGAGGCCAUGCUGGCCAGCUUCAAGCCCCGCGGCUACUCGGAGUGCAUCGUGACCGUGGGCGGAGAGGAGAGAGUCUCGCGGAAGCCAACGGCAGCGAUGCGAUGUAUGUGCCCCCUUUACGACCCCAAUCGGCAGCUGUGGAUCGAACUGGCCCCUCUAAGCAUGCCGAGAAUCAACCACGGGGUCCUCUCAGCAGAAGGGUUUUUGUUUGUAUUUGGGGGCCAAGAUGAAAACAAGCAGACCCUGAGCUCAGGAGAAAAGUAUGACCCAGAUGCGAACAUGUGGACCGCGUUGCCGCCAAUGAACGAGGCAAGACAUAAUUUUGGAAUUGUGGAAAUAGAUGGCAUGCUGUACGUUUUAGGAGGAGAAGAUGGUGAAAAAGAGCUAAUUUCCAUGGAAUGUUACGAUAUUUAUUCUAAAACCUGGACAAAGCAACCUGAUUUGACCAUGGUUAGAAAGAUUGGCUGCUAUGCAGCUAUGAAGAAGAAAAUCUAUGCCAUGGGUGGAGGAUCCUAUGGGAAACUCUUCGAGUCUGUGGAAUGCUAUGACCCCCGGACCCAGCAGUGGACCGCCAUCUGUCCCCUGAAAGAGAGGAGGUUUGGAGCGGUGGCCUGUGGAGUCGCCAUGGAACUGUAUGUGUUUGGGGGAGUCAGAAGUCGCGAGGACAUCCAGGGGGGCGAGAUGGUAACUUGCAAGUCGGAGUUCUACCACGAUGAGUUUAAAAGGUGGAUCUAUCUUAAUGACCAGAAUCUAUGCAUCCCGGCCAGUUCGUCUUUCGUGUACGGAGCCGUCCCCAUAGGCGCCAGUAUCUACGUCAUCGGAGAUCUCGAUACAGGCACCAACUACGACUACGUGCGCGAGUUCAAAAGGAGCACGGGGACCUGGCAGCACACCAAGCCCCUGCUGCCCUCCGACCUGCGCCGCACGGGCUGCGCGGCCCUGCGCAUCGCCAACUGCAAGCUGUUCCGCCUGCAGCUGCAGCAGGGCCUCUUCCGCAUCCGCGUGCACUCGCCGUGACGCGCGGUGACGCGCGGCCGCGGGACGCGCAGCUGCUGACCUCGCCCCGGCCUCCGUGCGGUAACGCGGGGUGGUUUUCUAACGCCUUGAAGCCCGGGCUUCAGCUCUUGUUCCGGAGAAAACGUAAACUGCUGGGAAAAAAACUACCGAGGGGGGGAAUCCGUUUCUCCCGUAGGUGUGUCCCUAGACCAACCGGGGCUAGUCAGUGUCCCAGGAAAAGGGAAGUGGGAAUCCUUUCGUGUAAAAUAUGGAAGUUAAAGCCCUAAGGUGCAUUUUCCCCGAGGGGAUAUCAUAUCUGACUGACCGCUGUGUUCAAGUACCUGGCUUUGGUUGGGGAAAAAAAAAAAUCCGUAUAUGCAAAUCAACAUAUCCAAACAUACCGGGAUUGCUUUUCCACUGCACUUGGAAGGAGAUAUUAUGCCUAACUCUGCCCAACCAUUUAAAGGUUUGUGCCUAAAAAUGUUAGUUUGGACUCAAUGCCAGUUAGUCUCCACUUAACUACUAGUUCUCUAUCCUAAGAAUCUUUUUUGAACUAAAUUAUGAUGAAUCAAAAAACUAAGAUAAAAUUUCUCUUGUAUGACAUUCUAUCUUAGUAAUCUAAAGGGUCAGUAAAUUAAGGAGUCAGGUGGCAGCCCCCCUGUGACUUUAAAGGAAGUUGUAACUUCUGUGUUAAUUCAGAGGAAGAUGCCUCAUGCUGUCAUGUCUGGGGUUGAGAAGGAUCUCCUGCAGUGCCAUUCUUCCUUUGCAACUAAGCAGAACCAUUUUAUAAAUCUGAGGACAUUAGUAAGUAGGAGAUUUUAUAAAAGAAGGACCCGAGUCAGACAAAUAAUAAAGGUCUGCUAUGACCAAAAAAGAAAAAAAAAAAAAGGUCCAGAGAAAACCAUAUAGGGAUCAAAAACUUACAAAAAAAAAAAAUCUGCCUGAAAGCACACACAGUCUUGUUUACUACUGUCUAGGGUUUGAAAAUGUCUUAGAAUGCGAAUCCAUGUUAAGAAUCAAGCCUUUGUAGCAGAAUUUUCUCAAUGCCGUUCACUAGUACGAGUUUCUGACAAAUUACAUAACAAGUAAAGUUUGGCUGGUAGAAUAAACUACCUCAACUUAAUUUCAUUCUGUUCAUAGUAGAGCAAAUUAAUCCUUUCCUCCUUUCCUCUCUCUCCAUGUCAACCCACAUUGACCCUACUUCCCAUGGGGGAAAAAAGUCUGUCAUUAGUGGCACUUAACCUUGUAAGAUACUUUGUUUUCCAUUUGAAUUAUGCCACUUUCAUAUGAAACCAGGGACUUCAAAGUGCUUGAUGACUUUAUCAUUUGAAAUUUAUGCAAUAUCAGAUUUCUAAUCAAUAUAGAGGUCUUUAUUUCUAAUUGUUUUCUACAGCUUUUUUUUCCCCUCCCUCUUAGUAUAUGGCUGUAAGAAGCAGCAUUUAAAGAUUAACAAAUGUAUCCUUUGGUUAUAAAUUUGAGAAUAGGAAUUUCUUCUGGAAACUUCCUGCCUAGAAUGUUUGUAUGCUUUUCACAUGCAUAUGAAACAUCACUUGUGUUCUUCCACCCAGAGACAGUAGAAGGGGGCCUCUGUGCAGUUUUUUUUCUUCUACUUGUUAGAAGUCAAUCCAAUGCUAGAAAAGGUCGCUGAGCAGCCUUGCCUGUGGGGAUUCUGAAGAAUGCUAUGUGUGCACAUUGCCUCUCCAUCCUGGCAGAAGACGUGGGUCACGGAGGCACGGGGUUUCCAUCUUCUCUAUCAGAGGCACUAGGCCACUCAGUAGCAGAUCUGACCCCUAAGUCAAAGCCAGCCUCUUUGCUUUGUGCCGUGUACCAGUCACCUGUUGUCUGCACGCUUUCCCCAGGAUGUCUUUUAAUCAAGGCAAACUGCAUGGCCACUGCAAAGAAAGAAAACUUUCUUUGUACAACUAGAUGUUAAUUUUAUGGGAAAUAAACUGCCGAAAGAGUG
Capra hircus (goat) is the source of this 3906-nucleotide messenger RNA. RefSeq names its product gigaxonin (gene GAN). Gene Ontology annotation, molecular function: protein binding. The transcript is spliced from 11 exons. Bases 171 to 1964 code for a protein of 597 amino acids. Lineage: Eukaryota; Metazoa; Chordata; Mammalia; Artiodactyla; Bovidae. Gene Ontology annotation, biological process: cytoskeleton organization. The record is from RefSeq and is a predicted model, not a curated record.